This is a messenger RNA of Lentinula edodes (shiitake mushroom), 1312 nucleotides long. Its product is annotated as alcohol dehydogenase. Gene Ontology annotation, molecular function: zinc ion binding; oxidoreductase activity. The record is from RefSeq and is a predicted model, not a curated record. Bases 159 to 1208 code for a protein of 349 amino acids. Lineage: Eukaryota; Fungi; Basidiomycota; Agaricomycetes; Agaricales; Omphalotaceae. The transcript has 5 exons.
AUAACUCUGCGCAAUUACAUGGGCGAUUACUGAUAUCGAUUCUGAAGACCUUGUUACCAAUCCUUUGGCGCGUGCGGCUUUUUAAUUCACACACUCCUACCCUCUUCUUUUCUGGGGUCGCACGCUUUACAAGUCACACUUACCACAACUCACGUUCGAUGUCUAACUUACGAGAAGAAAUGACCGCAUAUCGAUGGUUUCCUGGGGCGCAGACGUUGACUAAAGCUGGAAUAUCAGUCCCCGAACCUGCAGCCGAUGAAGUGUUAGUGAAGAUUCUGGCUGCAGGAAUGUGCCACUCUGAUAUGCUAUAUUACGACAAUUCAUUUGAACACACCAAGACAAAACCAUUCACUAUGGGCCAUGAAGGCGCGGGCGAAAUAAUCGCUCUCGGUGAAUCCGUACUGUCUACAUAUGCAGACCUUCAUUUGAAUCAAUACGUCGUCAUCCAUGCCCGGAAUCCGUGCCUCCUGUCCAGUUGUCCGGUUUGCUCUAUCGAUGCGGACAAUCUCUGCGCACGAUAUUUUCCUUGUGGUCUUGGUAUCGACGGCUCUUACGCUCCGUAUAUGGUUGUACGUGCUAGAGCUAUUGUUCCGGUCAACGCUACGAAGGAUGAAAUCCCACCACCGUUGGCAGCAGUUUCUACAGAUGCAGUGUUAACGAGCUAUCAUGCGAUGAAGGAUCUGAGAGCAGGGGAGACAGUUUUAGUUAUGGGGGUUGGGGGAUUGGGCAUCAACGCAGUUCAGAUUGCCAAAAAUCUUAAGAGAGCACAAACCGUGAUUGCAGUAGAUCUGCGCGAUGAGAUGCUUCAGGAAGCCCUUGAAGUUGGUGCAGACUAUGCUGUGAAGCCCGAAGACCUAGGGCCCUUGCUAUACAGCCACAACCUCAACGUUGACACUGCAUACGACUUCGUUGGUAUAGGGCCUACGUUUAAAUCAGUUCUUGAGCAUAUUCGUCCUCGAGGUACUAUUAUUAUUGUUGGUCUUGGUGCAACUUGCCUCGAACUGCCGCUGGUUCCUGUAACUAGGAAAGAGGUGACAAUUAAGACAAGCAUGUGGGGAACUAAGAAGGAACUAGAGGAGGUUUUAGCUAUUUUGAAGGAUAAAAAGGUCCGGCCUGUGAUUGAGACGAGGCCUUUGGUACAGGCUUUGGAAGCAUUUGAGGACUUGAGAAACUCAAAGUUGAAGGGUCGAGUGGUACUGGUACCAUAAAUACAUGUCAAAAAAUUCCUUCUAGCCGACUUGAACGACUGACCUCGUCAUUUAUUGCACACUACUAGUGACGCGCUCUACCAACUGAGCUAAGAAGGACUGGC